This is a messenger RNA of Rhizophagus irregularis DAOM 181602=DAOM 197198, 1867 nucleotides long. RefSeq lists its product as uncharacterized. NCBI's taxonomy places the organism in Eukaryota, Fungi, Glomeromycota, Glomeromycetes, Glomerales, Glomeraceae. The record is from RefSeq and is a predicted model, not a curated record.
UUUUUUUUUUUUUUUUUUUUUUUCACUGCCCUUUUCAAUUCUUAAAAAUGCCAAUCAAAACUUCUUCGCUCAAUAUUAAAGCUUUCCCAUUGGAAGUUAUUAACAAAGAACAAAAUGAAAAAACAUCGCAAAUCUUAUCCCCAUCAUCAAUUUUACCUACAACAGCUCUUUUCAUGUUACAUAUCACGACAGAAGCUGCUUUAAAAUUGUCAUACAAGAUUAAUGUGAAGCAAUCAAAUAAUCUUAUGCAAAAAUCCGCAUUAUUUUAUGAUUUAUCAACUCAGUAUACUGAUUAUGCUUCUCAAUCUUCUUUUAAUUUAACUAAUACUUCCAGUGAUUUUAUUAAUGAUUCUUCGUUAAAGGAAUUGACGCAAGAAGCUGAUGGUUUACCAAUUUUAUGUAUUGAAUUACCAAAUAUUUCUAUUGAAAUAAUUGAUAGUUUAUUACAAUGGUUAUUUAAUAAUGAUGAAGUCAAAUUUGAUGAUAUUUUAACUUCUACUUUGGCUUCAAAUAUAAAAUCUACUUUGGAUUUUUUUGGUUUGCUAAAUUUUGCUACUUUGUUAAAUUUAAAUGAACCUUAUUGUAGUAUAAUUGAUGAGAUUUUGGUUUGGUAUUAUUUUGGUUUAUCUGUUCAAGAAAGAAAUCAAAAAAUUAUAAAGAAUGAAUCUUUUAUUAAUGGAAAUAUUCCUGCUAGAUUCGUUAAAAGAUUAGCCGAAUCUGUUGAUGAAGUUGAAGAAAAACAAAUUUUAUCGAAUUUUUUUAGAUCUUCUGAUGAAAUUUCAAAAGAUAAUGAAUGGGAAACUUUAUCUCUUACAACUGGUGAUAUUGGUUCUAACUUGUCCGAAAAUUCAAAAUCUGAUAUUUUAGAAUGGUUAAAUUCUUCAAGUGUUAUAACCCCAACUCCUCGUCGUGUUACUUUCUCUUUACCAAAUUCUCCUUCUCCUCUUGAUACUGCUGAACCUCCUACUCCAUUAGGUUCUGCUUAUUUUUGUAUUUCUCCUCCACCAAAUACUCCUUCUUCUCCAGCUUUUAAACGUAUCAUUCCCCGUUCUCUUCCUCGUACUCCAAAAACUACUACUUUUACAAAAUCCAUUAUUUUACCACCUUCUAUUAUUUCGUCUAUUAAUGAGAAAGAUUUUUUGGAAAGAGAUGAUAUUUUAGAGGAUGUUCCAUUAACUGCCGGAUUAACUGUUCCUCCAAAUACUCCAAAUUUACUAUUAAAUAAUUCAUAUAUAUCGGCUGUUAAUUCUAAAAUGAUUUCAAAAUCACCAAAUACUCUUGUACCUCCAAAUACACCAAUUUCACCUGAAAACAUUAUGGUCCCUCCAAAUACUCCAAAUUCCAGUAUUUCAUCUGUAUUUUAUUCACCUUUGGCUCCUCCAAAUACACCAAAUACACCAUUUUCUCCAAUUUCUUCAUCUUCCUAUCAUUCGGCUAUUACUAUUAAUGGUUUAUUAUCUCCAACAUCACCACCUUCUCCAAUUACUGUACCUCCAAAUACUCCAACUUCUCCAUUUAUAUUUCAAUCAAUAAUUAAUAAUAUUAAUAAUAAUAAUAAUAGUAAUGAUAAUAUUAUGAUGAAUAUUGGUUCUUCAUUUAAUAUUAAUAGUAACAACCGUAAAUUUCCUAGAAAGAAUUCUCGUGAUAGGAAUGUUACUAUUGAUUCCGUAUUAGCUAAUUCAUUAAAUAAUUUAUAUUAAAAAAUAUUUAAUGAAUGAUGACUAAAAAAAUAAUUAUAUAUACUGUUUUGUGUGUAUAUAUAUAUAAAUAGUUUUUUUUUAAAAAUAGAUUGUAUAGUUCUUUUUAAGUAUUCCUUUUAUGUGUGAUUUUUUAUUAAUAAAAUAUAUAUAUAUAUAUAUAUAUAUAU